AUGGCUUCUACUUUUCUUGUAACUUCAUGCACUACCAUUUCCUACCCCUCCAAAUUUUCUUAUAAACCAUCCCCAAUUUUCAUCCGUGCAAAACCUAUCGAUAACUAUUAUAAGGUGAAUUGCAAAAUAAAUAAUAGCAUUAUCAAUCAUGACGAUGAAGGAAAAUAUUUUCCGGGGAAAUUACUUGACAGGAGAAGUGUUCUCCUUGGUCUAGGAGGGCUCACAAAUUUUAUUGGUGUAGCCAACAAGCCAUUUGCCUUAGGGCAACCAGUACCACCCCCUGACCUUUCAACAUGUAGCACAGCUAGUCUUCCUGAUGGUUCAAAUGUACCCUUCACUUGUUGUCCACCACUCCCUAAAGACCUUAGUAAUAUCCCUACUUACAAACUUCCUAAUGUGUCUAAAGUCAAAAUAAGACCAGCUGCACAUAAUGUGACUCAAGACUACAUAGACAAAUACUCCACUGCUAUUCAAAGAAUGAAAUCAUUGGACGAAGAUGAUCCAUUGAACUUCAUGCAACAAGCAAAUAUCCAUUGUGCUUAUUGCAACACUUGUUACGAGGAAUUAGGGUUUCCAGGUGUACCAUUGCAAGUUCACUGCUCAUGGCUAUUUUUCCCUUUCCAUAGAUGGUACUUGUACUUCUUUGAAAGAAUUCUUGGUUCAUUAAUUGAUGAUGACACAUUUGCUUUGCCAUUUUGGAACUAUGAUAGUCAAGUUGGCAUGCAAAUGCCAUCUUUGUACAAUGUUGUUAAUUCACCAUUGUACGAUCCAAAUCGCAACCAAAACCAUUUGCCUCCUAAUGUCAUCGACUUAGGGUUCACUACCAUAGACGUUGAUGCUUCCGAUGAACAAAAAAUCAACAAUAAUCUCACCAUGAUGUAUCGUCAAAUGCUCACGAAUGCCCCUUGUCCUCAGCUAUUUUUCGGAAACCCUAUACGAGGUGGAGAACAACCUAUUUGCGGUAUGGGUACUAUUGAGUAUAUCCCACACAAUUCUGUGCAUCGAUGGGUGGGUAAUCCAAAUAAUAAGUUUAGAGAGAACAUGGGAACUUUCUAUUCAGCUGCUCGAGAUCCCAUCUUCUAUGCCCAUCAUGCUAAUAUUGACAGGAUGUGGACGAUUUGGAAGACUUUAGGAAGCAAACGCCGUGACUUUACGGACAGGGAUUGGCUAGAUAGUGCCUUCUUGUUCUAUGACGAAAACCGCACCCUUGUCAAAGUGACGGUCCAAGAUUGCAUAAACAACGAGAAAUUAGGAUACAAAUACGAAGACGUGCCUAUUCCAUGGAGAAACUUCAGGCCAGUUCGACGUAAGCAAAAGGUCAAGAAGAAUGCCAAGAAUGUGAAACCAGCCACAAAAAUCUUCCCCUCUAAAUUGAACAAAACAUUGCCAUUUUCCAUCCAAAGGCCCAAAAUCUCAAGGACUAAGGAAGAUAAGAACAUCGAAGAAGAGCUUCUUGUCUUUAACAACAUGAAAUUCGACGAAAAUGAAUGCAUAAGGUUCGAUGUUUUCAUCAACGAGGACGAAGGCGUGAAGGCAAAAGUUCUCGACAGGGCUGAAUAUGUUGGUAGCUUUGCAAACUUGCCGCAUAUGCAUGAUGGCGCGGGUGGUGGUGGGCAGAACACAACAACCACAAGUACUAGUACUCCAGCUACUAUGAGUUUGGCAAUUACUGAGAUUUUAGAGGAUUUGGGACUUGAAGAUGAGGAAGAGAUUGUGGUUGUUCUUGUACCACAUUCUGGAGGCAAAGAGAUUACUAUUGGAAGUGUGGAAAUUAGCACCCUUGCUUGUGCAAAUUGAAGUUCGCUCAGCAUUAUUAUGUAUGCUCCUAUUUGCAUUGUACAUACUAUGUAUUAUUCUCUUUUCUGCUUUAGUUGUUUGUCUAAUUGUGUUCCU
Messenger RNA from Lycium barbarum (goji berry), 1893 nucleotides. Its product is annotated as polyphenol oxidase E, chloroplastic-like. Bases 1 to 1797 code for a protein of 598 amino acids. Gene Ontology annotation, molecular function: catechol oxidase activity. Lineage: Eukaryota; Viridiplantae; Streptophyta; Magnoliopsida; Solanales; Solanaceae. Gene Ontology annotation, biological process: pigment biosynthetic process. The record is from RefSeq and is a predicted model, not a curated record. The transcript has 2 exons.